This is a messenger RNA of Labrus mixtus (cuckoo wrasse), 6331 nucleotides long. Its product is annotated as RNA-binding protein MEX3B. The coding region runs from base 143 to 2128 and encodes 661 amino acids. Gene Ontology annotation, molecular function: RNA binding. The record is from RefSeq and is a predicted model, not a curated record. The transcript has 4 exons. Lineage: Eukaryota; Metazoa; Chordata; Actinopteri; Labriformes; Labridae.
UGUCUCUCAUCUUUCCCGCAAGAAGAAGUGGGCGACCAGCGAAGAGAGGAGCUCAUCGACAAAGUCAAAAUAAAGUAAAGGGUGAGCUCACUCCCAACAUAAACAGGCAUCCGUGAUCUAAUGUGAGAUCUACGGAGAGACUAUGCCGAGCCCUUUAUUCCACCCGGAGAUUAUUGACCACGACGUGGUGAUCAGCAGCCAGCACAGCGGGGUCAGCCUGUCCCGAGAGACGGACCAAGAACCCCGGGAAGAGGACCACCAAGAGGCGCUCCGUUUCGCCCUGGACCAGCUGUCACUCAUGGCCCUGGAAAAAGUGGACUGUGUGGGCGGUGUUGGUAGCGGAGGCAGCGGGCUGGUAGACCCUCUGGAUGGGACCCAGGGUCCGGGCUCCGAGGGCUGCAAUGGCGUGGGCGGAGGGGGCUACGUGGAUCUACAGAUGUUGGAGCAUCCCAACGGGUCCCGGGACUCGCCGACGUCCUGCUCUCCGUCCCCGGAGUACUACGGCUCGGGCGGGUACCACAUGGCCGGCUCGCACGCCAUGCUGCACGGGGAACAAAGCUCCGUCCUCUGCAGCCGGAAAAGAAGUGUCAACAUGACUGAAUGUGUGCCUGUGCCCAGCUCUGAACAUGUGGCAGAAAUAGUGGGAAGACAAGGUUGUAAGAUCAAGGCCCUGCGUGCCAAAACAAACACGUACAUAAAGACUCCUGUCAGAGGUGAGGACCCGGUGUUCAUCGUGACGGGACGCAGGGAGGACGUGGAGAUGGCCAAACGUGAAAUUGUGUCUGCGGCUGAGCACUUCUCUAUGAUACGGGCUUCCCGCUGCAAAGCUGGAGCACCUGGAGGAGGAGGAGGAGGCUCUCUUCCUGGACCCCCACACCUACCUGGGCAGACCACCAUACAGGUGCGGGUGCCCUACAGAGUGGUGGGUUUAGUUGUUGGACCAAAGGGAGCAACUAUUAAACGCAUCCAGCAGCAGACUCACACCUACAUCGUGACACCCAGUCGAGAGAAGGACCCAGUUUUUGAGGUGACUGGCAUGCCCGAGAACGUGGAUCGAGCAAGGGAGGAGAUUGAGACCCACAUCACCCUGAGAACUGGAACCUUUGUGGACCUGCAGGGAGACAAUGACUUCCACACCAACGGCACUGACGUCAGUCUGGAAGGCCUAGGCGCCCUGAGUGGAGGGCUGGGAGCGUCCCUUUGGUCAAGAGCCUCUGGCCAUCACUCUGCCCCACCUCCUCCUCCACCCUCUCCACCUCCUGCUCUUUCGAUGUCCAUGCAUCACUCCUCCAACAGGAAGAUGUCCUCAUCGGUUGGCUACCACACGCACAACGGCGGGGUGAGCUCAGACAGCUAUAGCACCACCCGCAAGUCCAACGAGGGAGGCAGUCCCACUAGCCCGUUCAGCACAGGCUCCAGCAGUGCAGGAGGAGGAUUCACUUUUGGGGGCGACUCCACCCCAGGACUGCCCUCUUCAGAUGAACUUGGCUUUGAGUUCACUGCCUCCAACAUCUGGGCGCCUUUCGUCAAUGGUGGAACAGGCAGUAAGGCGACUAGCUCAUCCCAGCAGCAGCAGCAGCCUCUACGUCGCAACAGCAGCGGCCUCAGCGGUGGUGCCAUCACUCCUCGAUUGUCUCCAACUCUGCCUCAGGAUGUGGGUGUUGGGCCCAUGGAUCACCCGUUAGCCCGCCGUGCCCAGAGCGACCCCCUCAGCACUCUGUCCUGGCUUCAGUCCGGCAGCGCAGGGAGUGGUUCCUUCUCUGGAGCGUCCAGCUCGAGCUCUGGUGGCUCGUCCACAGGUUACUCUUCCUGCUCUGCGUCCUCUCUGCCCGGAGGCUCACCAACCGACUCCGAGGGUGGCGGCAGCAGUGUGGGCCCUAGCUCAGGGAUGCUAAGCCGGCUCAAAAGUGGCUCCGAAGGUCUCGGGGUGGCCGGUCUGGUGGGCAUCAGCCCCGGGAUCAACAGGGACUGCUUUGUGUGUUUUGAGAGUGAGGUGACGGCGGCUCUGGUGCCCUGCGGCCACAACCUGUUCUGCAUGGAGUGCGCUGGGCAAAUCUGCCAGUCGGCUGAGCCUGAGUGCCCUGUCUGCCACACCCCUACCACACAAUGCAUCCGUAUCUUCUCCUAAUGCCAAACCAGGAGUGGAGUGGGUAAAUAUGGGGGAAGGGAGUGGCAGGAAGAAGACUGAAAGGGGGGACCAGUUGUAGCCAAGGCUAAAGAAGGAUUCACACUAAUAACUUUCACACAUACACACAUAUGACGGAUCAUAAUAAAUGCAUUAAUAGAGCUGAUGAUACUAUACGGAUGUUGAUUUAUUACUGAUAACUGUCAAAGUUAAUAAUAACAAUAAUAAUAAGUACAAUGACUUAUUUCCAGAAGUAAUAGAAAGCGUCUGCAGAUAGUUCCAGCUCAGACGGUCUCGGUGUCGGAAGGAAACUAGUGUCUUAUCUCUUUUCAGGCCUUCAUUUAGACCAGCAGCAGCCCUCGCUGCUGACCAGUCUGUCUCUACAUUUCUUCAUUCUGGCUUCUUCAGAUCUUUGCCUGCUUUCUCUCACAGCCUUUCCUUUUGACACUUUUGUACUUAACAGAUAUUUUUUGAUGAAGCUGUCAGUGAGGCCUGCACUUUUCUACUCCCUUAUUUUAAUGUUCUGAACUGGACUCAAAACUGUUCCGACAAAUCCUUUGCUCUCUCCCCCAUCCGCCUCUCACUUGUGCUGUUUGUGACAUGAAGCGGCAGGGGGGCGGCUAUUUUUUCUGUAAUCUUGGAACUUUUUAUCAAAAGUCGGGCACGUAGUUGGGCACCUAGCAGAACAAUACACACAGGGGGACCUCCUUUAAGAUCAACUCCUGUUUCUCUUUGCCACAAUAAAAUUAGCCAUCAGUAAUGCCAAAUGAAUGCUAGUAAUAGGCAUGUAUUAAUUCUUGAUCGAGCUCAAUAACAUGUUGAUGAGUCUGCCCCACAUUUCAAAUGUGGCUGCUGCAUUGAUUCACAUUAAUUCUCCUUUAAUAAGUGAGAAAUGUGAGGAGUGAUACUGUAGGAAUGUGUCUGAGGGCAGUUCUCUGUACUUUUGGGCUGCCUGACAAUCCCUUUACAUCCUCUCUCUCUCUCUCUCUCUCUCUCCCCCCCCCCCCCCCCCCCCCCCCUCUUGUGUGUGACUCAUGUGUAUGUGUGUGUGAAUUAUGCCCACUCAUGCUGUGUGUUACAUCAGCAUCAUAAAGGUCUGGUUUCCUCUCCCUCACUUUACUCUCACAGUCUUACAGGAAGUCGAUGCUCUGAUCCAUCUAACGCCAGGAUGUUCACCUUAAACAUCCGCCGUCUGUUACACUCAGAUCAGCUUGUUUAGAGUUUUGUAUUCAUUUUUUGACUUUUCAACUGUCCUUGCGUGGCAGGAAGACACAUUUUGAACUCUAGGCUAAGAUAAGGUUUUCUGAUGUCACAUGAAUGUUUUUGUCUAAUAAGGUUAAAGGCGAGACGGCUUCUCCAAUCCAACAAUAAGCAAGGGGCUCGAUUCAAUUUGACCUUUCAUUUUUCAUGCACUGUCACUCCAAGCCCCUCUAAAAAAAGAAAAAAAAAAAGUAAAGAAACAGCUCUUACUGUUCUUGUUUUGGUAGUUUUGGUCUUCCACCCCGCUCUCACAGCAAAGCUGUUUGGCACUCUCUCAGAUGACACACACACUGCUGCACUCCUGGCUAAAUGUAGUUCACUAUAUGGUUAGUUGUUUGAGAUUCGUUCUAUAAUUCCUAGAAUUACUGAGUUACUCUUGAGUGAGGCGGUUCCAUCCUGUUUUGUGUUUGUGUUUUUAAAUUCAUUGUGAGUUUGCAGUAACUGCCUCCAGUAGUGUUUGGACUGUACGUAUGGUACAGGCAGUGUCGAUGUGGUGGUACACAGAUGCCGUUAGCGGCCCUUUUGAACGUGGAAACAUGACCAUGGAAAUAAGCUCAUAGAAUGAGACAAGCCAUGAAGACAGAAUUAAAAACCAACACAUGUAAUUCUCAAAGGGCUUCCUCUGACUGCACAAACACAAGAUCACAUUUUUCAGGCUCACACAUGUAGGUAGAAUCAACUUGUCCUUUAUGGCAGCUAGUAGCUAGGUCAUCCAGGGCUUCCAGACACUCUUUGUGUUCAAAUCCCAGCAGCUGCAGAAUGUUUUUGCUUGUUGUUUUUAGUGUUUGUUUUUUCUUAUUGUCCCUACAGUCAUCCCUCAGAUCCUGUCAGUUGUUUUGCAGUGUGUCAGGACAGGUUGUAGGGUUUUAAUAUCAAGGAAAAAAGGGUAAUUCUACUUGAGUAAAUAGUUGAAAAUGGGCAGUUGCUGCUGUGCUUUGGUGCUCCAGCCAGUUUUACGUUUAUUUGCUGUCUGACUGUUGGUUUGCUUCUUAUGUGACAGCAGUGCCACAGAGGAGUCUGAUAAGCCGCUGUCCUGGUUGAGCACAGCAGUGCACUAGUUCAUGUGUCCAAACGUGUAGGAAAAAAAAUUCUGCCCGGGAACUGAACUGGUAGUCUUUGUAAAGACUAUCCCCAUGGUGCUUCGGUGCAACUCCCUGCUUAUACACGGUUGAUGAACAAACCCAGUGGGCAGUGUUGAGGGGGCUUUUUGUUAGUUCUCACACUACAGACCUGACAACUCUUUUCUCAUUCUGGUCCAAACACGGCGGCCGUCCCCUCAUCGAUCUGUUUAAUGUUGCAUUUUGCAUCUCGUACUCGUGCACUCCCAGGAACAGAUGCAGGGCUGCGAAUGUGUCGGAAUGAACAGAUCAGUGGUGACUGUUGUGUGAGUGUGUUGAGGCCAAUCUUAAAAAAGCCUUCGUCGGACUGUCCAAGUGUUAGAGUUAUAAUUUGUGUUGUAUUUUCCAGAUUGGGUCUUAAAUUGACCCCCGUGUUGCACUGGGACAUUUCUGGCCAAUGAGAGAAUGUUAGGGUUUAUUGUACAGUAGUUUCAUUGUUAAAAAGGUACAAUUUUUCAGAUUGACUGCUGAAUUUUUAAUUUUUUUGGCCAAACUUCUCCCCUCCCCCAUUUCCUUCCUAAAGGUUUGAAAACAGGGUUUUCUGAGGCAUGCUAGCCAGUGACCUCUGACCUUUUUUGUGAUUCAAGGGAGGGGGGAUGCAAAGAGAGCCUCGCCAGUAAGGGGUUACCGACACCCCUCAAGCCUCCGCUCUCAUAUUUUUUUGCUUUAAUUCUUUUUGUAUGGAGAACCAAAAUGUAAAAUGUCAUCAAAGUAGGUUUCAGGCCUGAGCCGUGUGUAAAUACCCUGAAUACAAUCAUUGGAAUCUUGUUUUCAAAGCAAAAUGACUUAAUUGAAGAUAAGUGUAGUUUCUAAAAAACAUGUAUCAUUAUUUGUAAGUUAACCAUCUGCAUGUCUUCAAGCCUCCUGGCAUUAGAUAAUAAUUUUAAGAUAAAAAAAAAAAACUUUUUACACAUUUUAUUUUUUACAAUUUAUUUGCUUAUCUAAAUAUCCCAGACAAUAAUGUGACCCUUUUUAUUACUUCAAAUUUAUUUUUAUUUUCCAUUUUUUAUUUUCCUUAUUUCCUGUGUACUACAUAUAGGCAAUUUAUAACAAAAUGAGAAAAUUAUUGAAGAAAUUUUAAAAUUGAAAUAUAUUUUAUUUGAAAGUUUAUGGACCUUUUAACCGUGAGCCGGGAAAAUUGUAUAAUCAUAUAAUUUCAGCUGACUUGACGGUUAUGAGAAAUGUAUCAAGAGUUUUAUUUUUUAUGCUUCUUUAAUAAAGUCUUGUUUUUGGUUUCAUUUUUUACUGUAAAAUGAGAACAAGUGUGUUGUGUCUUCAUUGAAAUGUACAGCAUCCGCCUGUUAGCCACACGGUGGCAGUACAGACACAGCUGCAGCAGGGAAUCUGCAGUUCAGACAUGUUUGUAUAACUGAGACCAGACAUUCAUUAAUGGUGCAGAAAAUUCAGACAACACUGCAAGGGGCCUGAAUCUGACAUUUCAAAAGAUCUGGUUUGCUUUUAGAAGAAAUGCAGGGUUUUGUAACUGUCAACAAGCAUUGACUGCCCUAUUAAACAAAAGAUGCUGUUAUGAGAAUUUGCUGCUUUUUUUCCAGGUGUACAAAGCACCUUCAGGUCACACUGCUGCUCUAACAAAACAGAAAUUAAUAUUGGUUUAUUGAUAAAUUUGGGUUUUUGUUCUAACAAAAAGCUUGGACCAAACAAAGUGUCAGUCGGAUGAAAAGUAAUUGUAAAUAUUCCAGUAAUUGGCAAAAGAAAAUAAAAGGCAGAAUAAAAAGGCCCAAGUUCUCAAAUUAGAUUUACUUCUAAUAUUGUCUUAGGGGUAAAGUGUUAAUUUUGGGGUUUGUUUAAAAUAAAAAGUUUAAAGUGG